AUGAGUAAGGAAACGAUCGAUUCUCUCAAUGAAAAGCUGGAAAAGGCCUCACGAAUCCUCAAGUUAUCUGAAGUGAAUCGCAGGUAUGAAACUGAGAGAGAGCGUUUGAUUCCUUUUGAAACGGAAUUGGAAAGCACGACGGCUUUAGCUUCGGUCGCUGAAUCUGCCAUGGAAGAUUUGAUGGACGGUGAGGAAAAGAAGUUCACUGAAUCUGAGUGGCAACAGCUCGAUCGUUUCUACAAACGUUUCAAUAAGGUUCUUCUGGACAAUUUAGCACUCGAACAGGAGAAGGAGCACUUGGUAGAUCAAAACAAAAAGCUUCGUGACAUGUUGAAACAAUAUUUGGAUGGUAUCACCGUUAAUGAAGAUGUUCUCAAUAGUAGAAAUCCACUCUUAAUUGUAGAUCCAUUAAUUAAGGGACGAUCCCACGAGCCAGGAGCCAAAGAACUUGUCGUCGUUUCUGCCACAAGUAGACAAACAGAAAAGGUGAAGAUUGGAAAUUAA
Molecule: messenger RNA, 504 nt
Organism: Naegleria fowleri
Lineage: Eukaryota; Heterolobosea; Eutetramitea; Acrasida; Naegleriidae
Exons: 1
Coding region: 1-504 (167 amino acids)
Biological process (GO): axonemal dynein complex assembly; cilium-dependent cell motility; regulation of cilium movement
Cellular component (GO): axonemal dynein complex; axoneme
Source: RefSeq, a predicted model, not a curated record